CCGGAGCCUGCGGACAAGAUGGCAGCGUCCGAGGAGCACGAUUCUCCGACGGAAGCUCUCCAGCCGGUGGUGGAGGAGGAGGAAACUAAAACAUUCAAAGAUUUGGGUGUGACAGAUGUGUUGUGUGAGGCCUGUGAUCAGUUGGGAUGGACAAAACCCACGAAGAUCCAGAUUGAAGCUAUUCCCUUGGCCUUACAAGGUAAUUUUAGACUGCAAGGAACCGAGUCAUGAUCAGGUUACCUCAGGAAAAAGAGGUUUCUCACAGGGUUGUCUUCCAGGUCGUGAUAUCAUUGGGCUGGCAGAAACUGGCUCUGGAAAAACGGGGGCCUUUGCUUUGCCCAUUCUAAAUGCUCUGCUGGAGACACCCCAGCGUUUGUUUGCCCUGGUUCUCACCCCGACUCGUGAGUUGGCCUUUCAGAUCUCUGAGCAAUUUGAAGCCCUGGGGUCCUCUAUUGGAGUACAAAGUGCUGUAAUUGUAGGUGGAAUUGAUUCAAUGUCCCAAUCUCUGGCCCUGGCAAAAAAACCACAUAUAGUAAUAGCGACUCCUGGUAGAUUGAUUGACCACUUGGAAAAUACAAAAGGUUUCAACUUAAGAGCUCUGAAAUACUUGGUCAUGGAUGAAGCAGAUCGAAUAUUGAAUAUGGAUUUUGAGACAGAGGUUGACAAGAUCCUGAAAGUGAUUCCCCGGGAUCGGAAAACAUUUCUCUUCUCUGCUACCAUGACCAAGAAGGUGCAAAAGCUUCAGCGAGCAGCUCUGAAGAAUCCUGUGAAAUGUGCUGUUUCUUCAAAAUACCAGACAGUUGAGAAAUUACAGCAAUAUUAUCUUUUUAUUCCCUCUAAAUUCAAGGAUACCUACCUGGUUUAUAUUCUAAAUGAAUUGGCUGGAAACUCCUUUAUGAUAUUCUGCAGCACCUGUAACAAUACUCAGAGAACAGCUUUGCUACUCCGAAAUCUUGGAUUCACUGCCAUCCCCCUUCAUGGACAGAUGAGCCAGAGCAAGCGUCUAGGAUCCCUCAAUAAGUUCAAGGCAAAGGCUCGUUCUAUUCUUCUUGCAACUGAUGUUGCAAGCCGAGGUUUGGACAUUCCUCAUGUGGAUGUAGUUAUCAACUUUGACAUUCCUACCCAUUCCAAGGAUUACAUUCAUCGAGUAGGUAGAACAGCUCGAGCUGGGCGCUCUGGAAAGGCUAUUACCUUUGUCACACAAUACGAUGUGGAACUCUUUCAGCGCAUAGAACACUUAAUAGGGAAGAAACUGCCUGUCUUUCCAACACAGGAUGAAGAGGUUAUGAUGCUGACAGAACGUGUAACUGAAGCCCAAAGAUUUGCCCGAAUGGAGUUAAGGGAGCAUGGAGAAAAGAAGAAACGUGUCAGAGAGGAUGCUGGGGACAAUGAUGAUACAGAAGGUGCUAUUGGUGUCAGGAACAAGGUGGUUGGAGGAAAAAUGAAAAAACGGAAAGGCCGUUAAUCACUUUAGUAAAGACUUGAGUUUUACUUUCUGUUCUAUAAAGGAGGAUUGAAGGGAAAAAAAAAUGAAACCUUCUCCAACAGAGUUUCUCAGACUGAAAUCUGUCAGAAUUAUGUCCAGAAUCUGCUCAGCUAAUUCAGUACUAAUUUCCUAUUCUGUGUGUUGGAGUGUCAUUACUGCAGGAUGUCUUUUCACUGGCUGAUGUUCAGACUGUUAAUGCUCUUCAACCUUGAUUCCUUGCUCAUGAUGUGAGUAGGACAUAUUCUUCUUUCACUUCACAUAGACAUUUUGCCUUUUUUUAGCUGCAAGUCGAGGACUAGGUUGAUGAAGCACAUAACCUAUAAUUGUAAAGGAAAGAAUCUUCUGUACUUAUGAGAUAGUGAUAUUUAAGCCAUUGCAACUUGUGCUUUAUUUGAACUAACAUGGAAUAAUAAAUUGAAAUAUUAUUUUUAUCAGAUUCAAACUCCCUGAGGACCUUGGUGUUAACGGACUUUAUAGAUGUAAAAAAGUUCUUGCUAAUAGGUAAUAAACUACAGUGGCAGUUACAUGGCA
Molecule: messenger RNA, 2017 nt
Organism: Choloepus didactylus (southern two-toed sloth)
Lineage: Eukaryota; Metazoa; Chordata; Mammalia; Pilosa; Megalonychidae
Gene: DDX47
Product: DEAD-box helicase 47
Exons: 13
Coding region: 116-1465 (449 amino acids)
Molecular function (GO): ATP binding; nucleic acid binding; RNA helicase activity
Source: RefSeq, a predicted model, not a curated record